Molecule: messenger RNA, 2430 nt
Organism: Penicillium longicatenatum
Lineage: Eukaryota; Fungi; Ascomycota; Eurotiomycetes; Eurotiales; Aspergillaceae
Product: FAD-dependent oxidoreductase
Exons: 5
Coding region: 1-2430 (809 amino acids)
Molecular function (GO): FAD binding
Source: RefSeq, a predicted model, not a curated record
AUGCAGAGUGAAAAUCCAUUCCGCGUCAUUAUAGUCGGUGGCUCAGUCGCGGGGCUGACUCUUGCUCACUGCUUGGGAAAAAGCAAUAUCGAAUAUGUUGUUUUAGAGUCACACUGUGAAAUUGCCCCUGAAGUAGGCGCUUCAAUUGGAAUUCUUCCCAAUGGUGCUCGUACCCUCGACCAGCUAGGUGUGUUUGAUGAUAUCCUGGAUGUCAUCGAGCCUUUGGUGAAGGGCAUUUACUGGACAGAAACUGGUCAAUUCAUCGUGGAAAAUGAUGUCCCUCGGAUUAUUCAUAAUAGGCAUGGCUACGCUAUAUCAUUUUUCGAUCGCCGGGCCUUGCUGGAAAUUCUGUAUAACAGAUUAGGAGACAAUCAAAACCGAGUUCAUACCAGCAAGAAAGUCGUCAAGGUGGAACACUUGCCAACCAAAGUCUUGGUUCACUGCGACGAUCAGUCGGUGAUAGAAGGAGAUAUUGUUGUUGGAGCUGACGGUGUGAGAAGUACCGUGAGACAGCAGAUGUGGCACCACAUGGAAUCCAUUGGAAUGAAAAAGGAGGUGAAAGAGGAGAAAGCCAUCAUGUCAUCCGAGUACUCCUGCGUGUUUGGAAUAUCGACGGCCACUCCGGGGCUACUCCCAGGAGAAUGCCACCGGACAUACGGAAAAGACUACUCGUCACUGACCAUUGUAGGCAAAAACGGCCGUGUGUUCUGGUUUUUGUUCACCAAGUUGGACAAAGUCUACAAGGGAUCUGAAAUUCCUCGUUAUAGUGAAGAGGACAUGGAGAAGCAGCUUGCUCAGUACUCUAACAAGCCGAUUACUGACAAGGUCCCUUUCUCCUCCGUUCUUCAGAACACUGUGACCAAGAGCUUUUUGGCUCUGGAAGAAGCCUAUCAUACGAAAUGGUGCAUGGACCGAUUCGUUUGCAUUGGGGAUUCUGCACACAAGAUGACUCCUAAUAUGGGUCAAGGUGGUAACAACGCGGUAGAAAGUGCUGCAUCGCUAGCAAACCACCUGACUCGGCUUGUCCAGAGUUCUUCCAACGGAAAGGUUCCCUUCAAAGACAUCAAAAACUGUUUGACUGAUUGGCAGACAGCACGACAGCCGCGGGCGAAAGAAGUCUGCAUCAAAGCAAAUGCCUUGACUCGACUGGAAGCCUGCGCAACACUCAAGGAUAGACUGAUGGCAAUUCACGCACUGCCUCAUCUAGCAUCAUGGCUCGUAGAACGCCUGUCUCAAUCUUUUUCUGGAGCAGAAAGGCUCGAUUGUGUCCCGCUGCCCCCCAGAGCGUUGAAUUGUCCCAUGCCUAUUCAUGAGAUUCCCGAGGAAGACAAGGACACACUCUGGCGACGAGCAAUCUCUGCCUCUCCCCUCAUUGGAUGCGCCAUGGCUGCGAGAAGCAUCAUGGGAUCUGCGAAGGACGGUUUUCUACCGCAUUUGAUCGCUUUACUUCGCAAGGGAAUCUGGACAUCCAACAAUGGAGAGACUGUUAGUCUAACCAGAUCGUUGUACAACUUCCCUUUCCUGGACCGACUCUUCUCACCCUUGAUUACUUGCUUCCUGCCAUCUAUCAGUGGAUCCGAUGCAGUAUCCCGUUCUCAAAUGGUUUCGUUCCUGGCCGACUGUGGCCCAGUCUACACAAUAUGGCUACUUGAGAGCCAUCGACAGGGAAAAUCGGGACUUGAAGUUAUUCUACCCAUAGUUGCUGGAAUUGCUUUCCAGCUGAAGGGAAUUGGAAAGAUCGCCCCUAUAUACUUUGCAAUUGAGUACAUCCGCUCACCUCUUUCUUCGCUAAAAGGAGAUAAUCGAAACAUGAAGACGGAUGCCUUGAAGUCACUUUUGCCUGCUGUGCUCGCCGGUUACUACCUUCCGACUUUUGCCAAUUUCUUCGCCUCUACAGUUGAAUCUCGUCAAUCUAUCAAUGCAGUGUGGCAAUUGUUCCCGCUGGUAGUUCCAGUGAUUCAAAUCCCGCUCCGCUUGUUGGCAAAGCCCAGAUCCAACAUUGAAGCAAAAGAAAAGACAGCCUCGAAUCACAAAACGAACAUGCUCUGGACCCGCUGCACUUAUGGUUCAUUGGCUGCUAUCUCAGGGCUGUCUUUCAUUUACGCUCGUUGGUCUGCUCCUCAGGGUGCGUCUUUGGCCACAAUCUUCCUACCCGGUCUGUUCGAGCACGCACAGCCUGUUACCUCGUUUGCUCAAGGUAUUGCGCGAUUUCUGCAAUACGACGAGAUAUUUUCUCUUGGUGCCGGCUUUAUCUGGUUGGGGCUGAGGUUCCGGGAGCUGCAGCAGUCUGGGGUACCUGUUUCGUGGUGGAAGUCAGCAUGUGCUUUGGUGGGGACUACUGUCACCCUUGGUCCUGGUGCAGCAUUGGCAUUGGGUUGGGGAUGGAGAGAGGAAGCCCUGGCUAAGACUCAUGCUAUUGAGGAUAAAUAG